This is a messenger RNA of Carassius gibelio (silver crucian carp), 7864 nucleotides long. Its product is annotated as collagen alpha-1(XXIV) chain-like. The transcript is spliced from 60 exons. Gene Ontology annotation, molecular function: extracellular matrix structural constituent. The record is from RefSeq and is a predicted model, not a curated record. Bases 322 to 5352 code for a protein of 1676 amino acids. NCBI's taxonomy places the organism in Eukaryota, Metazoa, Chordata, Actinopteri, Cypriniformes, Cyprinidae.
AAGUCCAGACACAUGCGGAGCUCAGAGCCCGGAGCCACUCUCUGUCUCUCACUCUCUCUCUCUCUCCCUCUCUUUCUCUCUCAGUCCGUUUUAAUACUGUCCUCCUGACCUGCUCUCUCAAUAAACCCGCCGUGUCCCGUCAUCGCCCCGUGUCUCCAGCAGCGCGCUCGAUGUCUGAGGUCUGAUCCGUGAACUUCUCCAUGCAUGCGCGUGCUCGCGGAGAUGCGGACGCUGCUGAUCAGGCUGGAUCUGGUCUCGUGAGCCAGUGGUGUGGAAUUCUGUUUUCGCUUUGAAAACUGCUGCUUGGACAAAUGCAUACAAAUGCAUUUAGGAGCCCAACGGACAAGGAGUGGACAGGUUUCUCCCACAACGACAACGAGAUUCCUCGUCCUCCUCCUGUCAACAUGUGUGGUGCCGCUGUCAGCAGAAGAGCCAUCGGCAGCUCCAGGUGUAGACCUUAUUCAUCAGCUGGGCCUUUCCGGUCGGAGAGACACACACUCUUCUGGGACACCUUACCUCACCUCCCUUGCCUCAUCUCUGUCCAUCCUGCCCCCUGGUGUUGGGGUUAUCCUCGGACCCGAUGCCCUCAUUGAGGCCCCAUCAGUGGACCUGCUCCCCGCAGGCGUAGUGGAGGAGUUUUCUAUCAUAGUGAGUUUAAGCUCCUGGCGAGCGAACAAUGCCUUUAUUUUUAGUGUGCGUGAUGGCAGGGAUAGACUGCAGUUCGGCUUGCAACUCCUGCCUGGAAGGGUAGUGGUUUACAUAGGCGAGAAAGCAUCGAUCUACUUCAAGUAUGAUGUGCAAGAUGGACAAUGGCACUCCUUCUCUGUGGGGGUCCGGCCACGCUCCGUAUCUUUCCAAGCACGCUGUGGGGCUGUGCAGUACAGCGAGGAAACACUGACCCGAACACAGACUCUGAGCUCUGAAGGCCGCCUCUCUGUGGGAAGGAUGGACUCCAGGGCGGUGCAGUUUGAAGGAGCAUUAUGCCAGCUGGAUAUUUACCCCUCGGCCCAAGCUGCGGCGCACUACUGCGACUUUGUUAAAAAACAGUGCAGACUGUCCGACACCUUCCGAUCUCAUUCAGGGAGCUCAGAGUCCCGAUUCCCAUCGGUUUCACCAUCCACAAAGUUCCACCGCAGCUCUUCGGAAUCACACACAUUUAUCCAAACUCUUGUUGACCACUCCGCCAACUCUAUUCCCACAGCACUUUUUGACCAGUUUUCAACCACAAGCUCGCCGAUGUUUCACUCCAGCACACCCAGGCACAUGAACACAUCUCCAAAAACCUUCGGCAAGGUGCAAUCCCUGGACCUCACUCCAGAGACUUCCACGAGCAACCCCCCAACAGAGAAGACCCUUGAUGGUGAAAAUGAUACUGAGAAUCAGCCGCUUCUCAAGAAGCCCAGAGCAACUCGGGCCACCCCAGACUUGAUCAGCAUCAUCAAGCAGAGCCGUUUGAAAGAGGCCUUGAGGAAUGACGGUAGACCCCACCAUUCUGACAAAGAGCUACUCCAGGCCAAUCCUAAAGUGAACAGCACCAUCCUGUACCGUGAAGAGAGCAGCUAUAACCUGGUGGACCAAUCUGAGGAACAGAUCCAGGAGGGGCACGACACAGUAUACUCUGAGGGUUAUGGAUACGACUAUGGUUUUGAAGAAGACGAAUAUUUCUUCAACUAUGAUGGAUUUGUUGGUCCUAAAGGAGAACCGGGUCCUCCGGGUCCCGCCGGCCCCCCAGGUCUCCCCGGACCCCCUGGAAAGAGAGGACUGCGGGGUCCAGCUGGUCCUCACGGGAGUCCCGGGCCGCCUGGUUCACCUGGUCUGAAGGGAGCAAAAGGUGAUCCUGGACUGUCCCCGGGUCAAGCGCCGGCAGGUGAAAAGGGUGAAAGAGGACGGCUAGGUCCACAGGGUCCCAAAGGUGAAGCAGGUCUAAAGGGUCCCAAAGGCUAUCCAGGACCAGCAGGUCUACCCGGAGAACAGGGUUUGCCAGGAUUGCCGGGUGUAUCUGGGGUGGCAGGUUACCCUGGCAGGCAGGGUUUGGCAGGACCGGAGGGAAACCCUGGACCUAAAGGUGUCAAUGGAUUCAUCGGACCCCCAGGGGUUGCAGGAGCACCAGGUCUGGAGGGAGAGAGAGGAAAUCCAGGUCCUGUGGGAAUCAAGGGUCCCAAAGGAAGACCGGGUGUUGUUGGUGAUGCUGGUGAGCGAGGGCCGCCCGGACCAGACGGAAACCAGGGUCCUGUCGGAGGAAGCGGCAGCAGUGGAUUCCCAGGCUUGAGAGGCGAUCCGGGGCCCGAGGGACCCCGCGGCUUUCCUGGCAUUGUGGGACCUCAGGGCCUGACUGGAGGGGCGGGGCCUCCUGGAAUGAAAGGUGAUAAGGCUGAACCUGGACUGAGGGGUGACCCGGGAGAGACUGGAUAUCAGGGCGACAAGGGGACCGCUGGGAAUCCAGGUCCGACGGGACCACGCGGAAAACCAGGACCUCUCGGGAAACCAGGAGACCCGGGACCGCAGGGGCCUCCGGGGCCGCCAGGACCUGAGGGUUUCCCAGGAGACAUUGGUGCACCAGGACCCAACGGCCCCCCAGGACCAAAGGGUAUUCAAGGAGCCCGGGGCCCCCAGGGACCACCAGGGCCAAAAGGAACAGAGGGAGACGAAGGCCCCCCGGGUCCACCUGGAAAACCUGGUCCCACUGGACGAAUAGGUCAGAAGGGUUUCAUCGGUGAACCAGGACCUGAAGGACUGAAGGGAGAAAUUGGUGACCCAGGGAAUCCUGGAAAACACGGCCCCCCUGGUCCGGCGGGACUGAUAGGAAUAACCGGAGUUAGCGGACAACCUGGAGAAAAGGGUGAUCGAGGUCCUCCUGGUCCUUUGGGUCCUCCAGGAGAGAAAGGUUCAACAGGGUAUCCGGGUCUUCCAGGAGGUCCUGGGGAUUUCGGCCCGCAAGGUCCACCAGGUCCACAAGGGCCGAGAGGAGCAGCAGGCAUUUCCGGGCCGAAAGGAAGAAGGGGCCCCAGGGGACCUGAUGGCCCUCCAGGAGAGCCGGGCCCUGAGGGGGUAAAGGGUGAAAAGGGAUUGCCAGGGAAGAACGGAGCUCCUGGAUUCAUCGGUAAAGCUGGAGCUCCAGGGAAGAGAGGAGCAGCAGGAGCGCCUGGUAAAGCAGGUCCUCCCGGGAGCACAGGUGAAAGAGGUGGUCCAGGUGAACCUGGCUCCAGAGGCCCUCCGGGGGACCCGGGACCAGAUGGAGAGCAAGGUCAUGAGGGACCUCAAGGACCUGAAGGAGAGCAAGGGCCUGUGGGUGAACCUGGAAUCAAGGGUGAAAUGGGGCCUGUCGGAGAGGAGGGUGAUGUGGGCCAACCGGGCAUCAGAGGUCCUCCAGGGCCAUCUGGAGAGGACGGGCAUCAAGGGAAGGACGGACCAAAGGGUGAACCAGGCAAUCAUGGACCAAUGGGAGAAGCCGGAGAAAGAGGCGAGAUUGGUGACUUUGGCCCAAUAGGACCUCCUGGAGAUUUUGGGAAAAAGGGCUUCCCGGGACCUGAGGGCAAACAGGGUCUGCCGGGUAACCGAGGACGUCCAGGAAAAAAAGGUGAAAAAGGGCCACCAGGUCACUUGGGAGAAAUGGGUUCAUCUGGCGAAAUCGGACAGACGGGGGAGAGAGGACUCAAAGGUGCUCGUGGGACCAGAGGACCUGCAGGUCGACCAGGAGCUAUGGGACCUCAGGGAGAACCAGGACUUCAAGGUUUCACAGGUCACACUGGUAAGCAAGGUCCAGCAGGCCCCCCGGGACCAAAGGGAGAAAAGGGUUACCCAGGAGAAGACAGUAAAAUGGCAGGACCGCCCGGGCCCUUAGGUGAACCAGGCGCUCCAGGAGAGAAGGGUGAACGUGGGGAACCAGGAGAUGAAGGAUAUCAGGGUCAUGCUGGCGUCACAGGUGUGCGUGGAGCGAUCGGUCAGCAGGGAUCUCCUGGAUCUCCCGGGCUUCCUGGUGAAGAAGGACCCAUAGGCGAGAAGGGAGUUCAGGGACUCGUUGGGAAGAAAGGAUCCCAAGGUCCUGCCGGAGCUCCAGGUCCUGAAGGUCCGGUCGGUUUGCCGGGGCCCAGAGGGACAGAUGGGUAUCCGGGCUCCGAUGGUCUUCCUGGUCUUCCUGGUUUACCGGGUCUGCCAGGAUCCAAAGGCCGAGCAGGUCAGCACGGUGACGCCGGUCUUGAGGGAGGGGCGGGACUUCCUGGUCCGCGGGGCGAGCUCGGACUUCCUGGAGCCAUCGGAGAGAGAGGGCCAGCGGGGUCAAAGGGUGAGAUGGGUUUGGCGGGUGACAGAGGACCGGGGGGUGCUAAAGGCAUGGAGGGGGCGACGGGAGACCAGGGCAUGAAAGGAGAGCAAGGUGCUAAAGGAGAACCAGGUGAGGUGGGAGACGCAGGCAUGCUGGGACUCCAGGGCUUUCCGGGACCCAAGGGUCCAGAUGGAGAUUUGGGGUUCGCCGGUAUUCCCGGACUCAAAGGAGCGAUGGGAAUUCUGGGUGUCUCUGGUCCUGUAGGUCCGCUGGGAACGAUCGGUCCGGUUGGGAAGCCUGGUAACAGAGGAGCCAAAGGAAGCCGUGGAGAGAUGGGGCCUCAGGGGCCACAGGGCACUCCAGGGCCACAGGGGCCUCCAGGUUCCCCCGGCCCGUCGAUACGCAUUAAUACGGAUGUUCACUCGCUGAUGGAGUCCGAUGCACAUCUAGAGCUGGAGAGUUAUCAGAGCUCAGACGCGUCUCUGUCGCAGCAGAGCGCUGAGAUCUUCAGGACGCUGCAGUAUCUGAGCAGCGUCAUCCACAGCAUGAAGACGCCGCUGGGAACCAGAGAAAACCCGGCCCGCUUCUGCAGAGACCUGCUGGACUGCACACACACCAUGAGCGACGGAUUGUUCUGGAUCGAUCCAAAUCUGGGCUGCACGUCUGACGCCAUCCAGGUGUUCUGUAACUUCACGGCAGGAGGACAGACGUGCUUGAACCCCGUUACGACAGAUAAGGCCGUGUUUGAUGUGGGGAAGGUCCAGAUGAAGUUCUUACACUUACUGAGCGUCUCGGCGACCCAAACCGUUUCCCUCCACUGCUUCAGCGACCCGGCGACCGUUGCCGUGGAAAAGCCUCGGGCCCUGCGUUUCCGGGGCUGGAACGGCCAGGUGUUCGAAGAAAACUCGCCUCGGGGUCCACAUGUGAUACAGGACGACUGCGAGAUCCGUGAUGGCAGCUGGCAUCUGUCACGAUUCCUGUUUCAAAGCCAAGGCACUCAGCAGCUUCCCAUCGUGGACAUUCAAGGUGUCCAUCCCUCGCGUCCAGGAGACCAGCGGCACGUGGAAGUGGGUCCUGUUUGCUUCCUGUGAGAUCACUGAAGGACUUGAAACGGUCCUGAUGCUUAAAUCAGACCAGCAGUGAACAAACCCCACCGAAGACCAAGUUCGUCUCCAACCCGAGUGUUUUGAAAGACUGCUGUUGUGUAUUAUCUGGUGCGGAUUUGACCUUUUCAAACAUGCACAGAGUCUCGGGUAAAGUCCCUGCAGAUUGUGUGGUUGAUGUUUGUUAGCAAACUAUGAAAAGGCCGACCUGGACUCUUUAGACGGUGCUCUACCUCCUUCACGUACAGGUGCUCGCGUUCAGGUGCAUCCAGCCCGAAACAAACUCUACGCAAGGACACAAAUGCAAACUCCGUUUGAUGAUCAUUGUGUUUUAGAGAUUUGUCCCGACAGUCAGUUUUUCUUUUAAAUCAAGCUGGAGGUGCAGUUUAAAGGCCACCUUGCUGAGCAAGUUAAAGAGUUAGAGUAGUUAAUCCAUAGACAGUUUUUGUUUUUGGAUAGAAACACCAAUAAGUGCAUAAAAUCGUAAAAAAUUGGGGCUUCAUGUGUAUCAUGUGUGUGUGUGUGUGUGUGUGUGUGUGUGUGUGUGUGUGUGUGUGUAUAUAUAUAUAUAUAUAUAUAUAUAUAUAUAUAUAUAAAACAUUUUAUGAAAGAUGUGCAUAAAAUCUUUAACAUUUGGAUGGAAAUACUAGUAACUGCAUGGAAUCUUAAAUAAAUGAAAUAAAAAAUUCCAAAAAGCACAUAAAAUUGAAAAGCAAAAAGUGGCAUCAUAUGAAAUAGAAACACCAAGAAGUGUACAAAAUUCUGGAAUGACAGUAAGUGCAUGGAAUCCAAAAACAAAAAUUGGCGUAUCACAUAAAAAAAAUGCUUGAUGGAAAAGCAAGAAAGCACAUUACAUUAAAAAAGGGGGUGGGGGGUAUUAUAUUAAACAUUUCGAAUGAAAACACAAAAAAGUGCAUAAAAAUCUGAACCUUUUGGGGAAUGUCAAAAAAUCUUGAUGGAAACGGCAAGAAGUCCAAGAAUUCAUAAAAAUAUUAGUGUUUUGCAAAAAGCACAUGGAAAGAAAUGCAUAAAAUCGUGGAAAAUGUGGGUUUUGCAUAAAAAAGCUGAAUGGAAAUGGAAAUUUUUUUUGUAAAAUCUUAAAAGAAAUUGGGGUUUCAUAUGAAAAAAAUGCUGAAUGGAAAUGCCAAGAAGCACAUAAAAUCUUACAAAAAAUGGGUAUUACAUAAAAAACUUAAACACAUGUAACAAAUUGGGUAUCGUAUAGAAAUAAUGAAUGUAGACUCCAAGAACUGCAUUUAAAUCUUAAAAUGUGCAGAAAUUAUUAUUGAGGUGGCUACUUUAUUGUUCAGUAAGAAAAUAUGCACAUAAACUAUGAUGGAAACACAUUUACAGCAACUCUUUAUUGCUGAUACUUUUCGCCAGUUUCUCGGGAAGUUGAGAUUUUGUUUGCUCAAACAUGGUACAGAAACAGCAUUUUAUUCACAAAUGUUUUUUGUGAUAUUUGAAUUUCUUUGCAAGUUUUAGAUGGAAACAGCAACAGAGAGAUACAUCGGUUAAAAUCACUUUGAACACCUCAAACACAAGGAUGCAUAAUUUAUCUACAUCAGUCAAUGGUUUGCAUUGGUGUAUUUGUGUGCGGUAUGUUUCUGGCCGUAAGUUGUUUGUUUGUGCUUGCUUUUUCUUUUGUACUUUUGCGUUUGGUCAUUUCGAUCACAACAAACCUAAUUUAUAUGAACAGUGUGUUGAUGAAUAAUGUUACACAUCGGCUUAAUAUACUUUAUACAUUAAGGAGAAAGUUCGCUCGUGACUCUUAAAGAGACGCCACGAGUAUCUCGCAUGCAUGAAAUCGAAGAACAAGGAUACUUGAUGGGAUUUUUAAGUGACAUUGUUAUUUUAAACCAUUUUAAUGUUCCCAGGUGAUAUCAAUAUGUGAAUUUAAAAACAAUCUUUUGAGAUAUUUGUGACAUCUCUGACAUAAGGAAGCCGUUUCUACAAAAAUGUCCCUAAUUCUGAGUUUAUAUCUUGCAAUUCUGACUCUUUCUCCAAAUGUGUGAGAUAAAAGUCACAAUUACUGCAUUUCGAUGGUGAAAAUGUGUUUCCAUAAGGUCAGGGUCAGUCGACUUCUUCGUGGUGCUUCCGUAUUCAGCGUUAGCAAUGAGUUAGUCUUUUUUAUUUUCCCCUUAUGUAUAUUUGGACAUUAUAUGUUUGUUUAUUUAUGUUAUCUUUUUAUUUCUUAAAAAUACUGUACUCCAAUAAAUUAUAUCUCUCAGAGAUCUCUCUGGUCGCUCACCAUUUAGUUCGAAAUCUUAUUUAUGUCAAAUUUGUUUUUGUAUAUAAACACACAAAGGGAGUGCAUAUGUUGUUCUGGCAGCUGCAAUUGGCCAGAUUCAGAUCACAUGAUCACACACAGGAAGAGUAACACUUGUUAACUUAUGAUUACAGUAUCAAAACUGUCACUAUUUGUGCGUACAGAAACAAAACAAAGAUGAAAAAUGUAAAUACCUAAUAUUUUACAUUAAAUAAAAUGAUUUAAUCCCAA